AUGUCGUCUGGACAGAUGACGCCAGAGAGCCGCAACGGCCGGCCACAUCAUGGCCACGGCCAUGCCAAUGGCACGGCCGCCAGCGGCACCACCAGCACCACCAACAGCAAGAACACCCGGCGGCCGCAGCAGGAGUGGGCCCAGAUCAACGACUGGGAGGUGCAUCGCGAGCGCAUCACGGAGCUGUACCGCGACCAGGGCCUCCACCUCAAGCAGGUGCAGAAGAUUAUGGCCGAGCAGUACCAGUUUUAUGCGAGCCAGCGCAUGUACAAGACGCGCAUCAGCAAGUGGGCGAUUGACAAGAACUUGAAGGCAGCGGACGUGGCGGCGCUGCUGCAGCUACAGCAGCAGCGGGCGGCGCAGGGCAAGAAAUCACGGUUCACGAUCCGCGGACGGGAGAUUGACUUUGCACGGGUGGACCAAUACCUGAAGCGGGACCCGACGCUGCUGAAGCGGUCGCAGGAGGCCAGCAAGAACGGAAACGGCGACGACCUGUUGGGGGACCUGCUGCCGGGCCACAUGGAGGCGGCCGGCAUCACAUGCCGGACCCCGUCGCCGACACCGCCGCCGUCGCCAUCGCCGCCGAUGCACACCCAUGCACAGUACGCUCCCUAUGCCCCGUAUGCCCCGGCGCAACACGGCCAUGGACAGCAGCACCAAAAUGUGUACGGGCAUGGCGGCCCUGGUGGCCAUGGCGGCCCAGGCCACCCGCUGCCACAUCACUCGUACGGUCACCCGCACUACCAGAAUCAUCACUUUGGCUCGCUGGCGUCGUCGACGGUGCCAAUCGUGCCGUCACACACACCCAUGCCGGUCAUGGGCGUAACAACGGCGGGCUCGGCGUUUCCAACGCUAACGUCGCUGUCGUCUGCGUCCUUCUCGACGACGCAAAGCCAAGGAACCACAGCGUCCACGAUGUCGACCAUGUCGACCAUACCAUCCAUUAGCCUGCCGACGUCGACCGUACCGUACUUGCCAAUGGCAUCGACGCAAUCAGCAAACGCCUUCGACCAGCAGCAGCAGCAGCAGCAGCGUUCGCUUUCAACCAGCUAUGACAGCCGCCGCAGCAGCUUGGCCCACCCGCCGCCGCCGCUUUUGACGUCUGUGUCGGUGCCGCAGAGCAGCGUGCCGAGCGUUGUCUCGCCGCCGUACGCGUCUCCCGUGUCGACCGUCCAGGACGAGCUGGCCCGGCUGACACGCGAGUAUGUCGUGCAGGCGCUCCAGCACGGCAAGUGGGUGCAGAAGACGGGUGGCGUGUUUGUGUCGACCAAGAUGGAGGCGGCACACGACCAAGAGACGGCCGCCGACCGACUGGCGGCCUGGGGCCGCGAGAUGCGCGCGGGCCGGCGUCUGAUCGCCGACGGCGUGCUGGACAAGGGCUUCGAGAGCGUCAACCGCACAAUGGACAGCCUGCGGCAGCACCUGCAGGACGAAGACCCGUCGCUGCUGUUUUAUCUGCUGUACAGCACGGCCUUUGGCGUGCAGUGCUCGCUGGACCCGCCCCGGGCGCACGGCAUGGCACGUGACAGCACGGCGGCGCUGCGACAGGUCGGCGUGGCCCUCGGCAGCCACGUGCGCUCGCUGACGCACAUUGUGCUCGGCGAGACGCACCCCGUGUCCCGCAUGAUGCGUCUGCUGGUCGCCCGCGACGGCCAGCUGCGGUCACCCGCGCACGCGGCGGCGCUGCCUGUGCCCCUUGCCGUGAUGCGCGAUCUGCUGGCCGAGCGUGACCCCGUGGGCGUCCACCCGGCGGCCGCGCCGCAGUGCCAGCGGCUGGCCCACCUGCUCAGGCUCGAUCCUGCUUCCAAGGCAACACCCGCAACGGACGCCGAGCGCGAUGAGCUGACGGAACGGCUGCAGGGCGCACGGAACAUGCACACAAAGCUGCAGUUUUACAGUACAUACAUGACGUUCUUGUCGGAGCUGGUGCAGCAGCAGUACCAUCCAGAGGAGCGUGAGUCGACUGUAGCCCCAGCUGCCGGCUUGUCUGGCUUGCCGAGCGUGUCUGGCGUGUCUGGCGUGUCUGGCAUGUCUGGCUUCUCUGGUUUGUCCGGAUUGUCUGGCUUGUCCACACUGACUCCGACGUAUUCGGCGGCCUCGGACAGCGGCACAACGCCCGAGAGUGCCUAUACCACGGCGUCGACCACGACGGCAGCCUACAGACAUCUCCCCAAUGUCAAUGUUCACCAGCAGCAGAGAAAGCCUUCCGUUGUGCACGCGUCCCACUCUCGUUCCCCACUGUCGGCCACGUCCGUGUCGGCGGCUUCGUCGCUCGCCAACUCGCCGUCAUCGCACGCUGUUGCAGUCCCCAUGCCUGCCAUGUCCAUGUCGGGCGUCUCGGUCUCGUCGGCUCUCAUGCCGCAGACGCCGGCUAUUUCGACGCCGCGAACUAUGGUCACAGGCGCAGUCCAGCACAGUUACGGUCAGGGCCACGCCCACAACCAACAUGGUGACAGCCAGCACGGCAACGGCCAGCAACGUCACUCCCCUUACACGGUGCAAUCGCAUGCAUCGGCCUACCCGCCCGUCCCCGUCCCCUCGACGUUCCACACGCACGCGCCCGCACAAACCAACACACACAACGGGAGCAACCCGGCGGCAAUGAUGACGGCCGGCGGUUUGCACAAUCCCGGGUCGAUGUCGAUGACGUGGGAGCUGGGUGAUGCGGCGAAUAUGAACUUGAUGUAG
Molecule: messenger RNA, 2688 nt
Organism: Sporothrix schenckii 1099-18
Lineage: Eukaryota; Fungi; Ascomycota; Sordariomycetes; Ophiostomatales; Ophiostomataceae
Exons: 1
Coding region: 1-2688 (895 amino acids)
Source: RefSeq, a predicted model, not a curated record